ACUUGAGAACCCACAAUGCAACGCGUCUUUUCCUCUUCAACAACACGAGUGGACGUACAAACCCGUAUCUGAUGAUAUUUUAAAAUUAUUUCAACAUUUUGAAAGUGUACUCUUUUUUCAAGAGCGCCUAAAUGAAAGUUAAAGUCCUUUCUAGGAACCCGGACGACUAUGUCCGGGAAACAAAGUUAGACAUUCAACGUGUGCCAAGAAACUAUGACCCAACACUACAUCCAUUUGAGAUGAACAGAGAGUACACACGUGCUCUCAACGCCACCAAACUGGAGCGGGUGUUUGCCAAGCCAUUUGUGGCUUCAUUGGAUGGACACAGGGAUGGUGUGAACUGUAUGGCUAAACACACCAAGAGCCUCUCCACCCUGCUGUCAGGUUCCUGUGAUGGAGAGGUGAAAAUGUGGGAUCUUUCCAGACGAGAAUGUGUCCGCUCACUUCAAGCACAUGAAGGAUUCGUUCGGGGAAUUGUCGUCCGCUUUUGUGGGACAUCUUUCUUUACGGCUGGUGAUGACAAAACCAUCAAGCAGUGGAAAAUGGAACCACCUGGUUAUGGCGAAGAAGAGGAGCCACUAAACACUAUUCUAGGCAAAACUGUCUUCACAGGAUUGGACCAUCACCAGAAAGAUGCUGUAUUUGCUACAUGUGGCCAGCAGGUGGACAUCUGGGACGAACAGAGGAGCACACCCAUCCGUUCAUUCACCUGGGGUGUGGACAGCUUCAGUGCCAUUCGCUUCAAUCCAGUAGAGACUGAACUUCUUGCAAGUUGUGCCUCUGACAGAAGUAUAGUACUGUAUGACAUGAGAGAAUCUGCACCUCUUAAAAAGGUUAUUAUGACAAUGAGGAGUAACACAGUAUGUUGGAACCCUAUGGAAGCAUAUUACUUUACUUCUUCAAAUGAGGACUAUAACCUCUACACAUACGACAUGAGGUACCUGGAACGACCAGUCACAGUGCACAUGGACCAUGUCUCUGCAGUACUGGAUGUUGACUAUUCACCAACCGGAAAGGAGUUUGUCUCAGCAAGUUUUGACAAGACCAUACGCAUAUUCCCUCAUGAUGGCGGUCGCAGUAGGGAGGUCUACCACACCAAGCGUAUGCAGCAUGUCAUCUGUGUUAAGUGGUCGGCCGACAGCAAGUACAUUUUGAGUGGAUCUGAUGAAAUGAACAUUCGGCUGUGGAAAGCUAACGCAUCAGAGAAACUAGGAGUGCUUACCCCCAGAGAGCGUGCAAGCAUCAACUACAACCAGAAGUUGAAGGAGAAGUUCCAGCACCAUCCGCAGAUCAGGCGCAUCGCUCAUCACCGACACGUACCCAAGAACAUCUACCACCAGACCAAGGAGCUGAGGGUCAUGAAAGAGGCUCGUCGUAGGAAGGAGAAGAAUGUCCGCAAACACAGCAAACCAGGGGCUGUUCCUGUGGUACCUGAGAAGGAGAAGCAUGUUGUUGCUGUGGUGAAAUGAGUGUAAGUGGAUGAGAAUAGAAGAUCAAGAACUGUGUACAGAACUUUUUCAAAGAAAAUCUAAAUUCAAGAGUGCAGAAAAAAUUGACAGUAAACACCGAGCUUAAUCAAAAAUGUCUGCGUUGACAUACUUCCAGUUUUGUUUCAUUCAUGUGAUUUUCUUUUUUUUUUUAAUUAAGACUUGGGUCAUUUUUCUAGUUCGACCAAACUAAGAUACGAAUGUUACUUUAUGCAAAAGUUACUUUUUGUAAUUAAAGAGUUUUGAAAAAUUAAGGGUGGUAUUUAUCAUUAUCCUCAACACACCACAUCGGUUUCAGGCACAUAUAUUUCAUAUUUUUGUCUCUUCUCCAAAAUAUGGUGAUAUUGUGAUCCUAUUUAGAGGGAAAUAACAAUAAAUUGACUGGUUGCAGUA
Molecule: messenger RNA, 1880 nt
Organism: Cynoglossus semilaevis (tongue sole)
Lineage: Eukaryota; Metazoa; Chordata; Actinopteri; Pleuronectiformes; Cynoglossidae
Gene: dcaf13
Product: ddb1 and cul4 associated factor 13
Exons: 11
Coding region: 132-1469 (445 amino acids)
Biological process (GO): maturation of SSU-rRNA from tricistronic rRNA transcript (SSU-rRNA, 5.8S rRNA, LSU-rRNA)
Cellular component (GO): nucleolus; small-subunit processome
Molecular function (GO): protein binding
Source: RefSeq, a predicted model, not a curated record